Messenger RNA from Blastomyces dermatitidis ER-3, 2202 nucleotides. RefSeq lists its product as uncharacterized. Lineage: Eukaryota; Fungi; Ascomycota; Eurotiomycetes; Onygenales; Ajellomycetaceae. The record is from RefSeq and is a predicted model, not a curated record. Bases 356 to 1639 code for a protein of 427 amino acids. The transcript has a single exon.
CUAAGAAUCGCGAUGACAACUCAUCUUCUGCAUCUCGCCAGCUUCGUGGAUGUGGACAGGCGCUGGGCUGUCUGAAGCAAUGCAGCUUGAAUGGAUCCCGGUUCAUUCUCUUCUGCCAGACCAAUGUAGGUCUUAUCGAGCGCUUGAAUCCUCGUAACCUUGGGCCCCUCUUCCCCCCCCGGCCCAAAACUUAGCCAGCUGUUCGCCAGUUCUAACCCCCCCGCAGGAACAUACCUGCAUGCUUUUGACGAAAAUACCGCUGUACAAGUGGAGUGCUGUGGCAAUAUUACGGGGCCGGCCCCUAUCCUCCUGUCUACUAUAAUAGAACUGUCCCUCCCAUAAAAUAGUCGCCGAUAUGGAGGCCAGGUCAGACAACAGCAACAAGAACAACAACUCCCAGAGACUUUGCUCGUCCCUCCCCCCGAACCCGUGGCUCAAUCACCCACCCGCCAAUUCUCGUGGGCGGACCCGUCUGUUCGACCCUCCCCUAACUACGACAUCUCCUCUUGAUGAGUCUACCCUUGCACGUCGCACUGCAGCUCUGCGCCAACUGAAUGGUCUCCCGCGCGCGUUUCAGCGGAACCAUAGACAUACCACUUCCAUCAGUAGCAGAGCAUCUUUGCCUUCCCAGCCUGUGGUAGUUAGGACGUACUCUGCCGAAACUGAUGCUCAGACACGGCCAUCUGCUAUGUCACGAGGCACAGGUAUACUAGCAAACGGAUCUGCUUCAGAUAGGCCACCUGCCCAGCUACCAUCCGUUCAGGACUUCGGCAUUGACGGUAUUCUAAGGGCAAUUGAACCUGAUAUUCAAAGCACUUUGGAUGCAAUCGCUGAAAUAUGCGGAAGAAGCAAACUAAGUCUUGCAAACGAGUAUGGAAGCCACCGGCCUCCCCUUGGGGAAAUUCGUGCCUCGAGCAGAUCAAUAGAUCCUGGCCUACUCCCUGUCGAGGAGGCCAGUUCGAGUAACGAAAGAUUAGUUGAUCAAAAUGUCGUCAUUCUCGGUGAGGAUACGAGUACCGUCGACGGGCACAGUCGCUUCGCUUUAACAUACCGCUCGUUCGUCAAUCCACCCGAAGAUGUUGGUCUAGCACCAUAUGGACCAGCUAUGCCUCCUACCUGGGGUCAGGAGACAUUCUCUCGACAAAAUGCUAUGUCAACAAGUCAUCUAUCAUCUACUGGAGCACGGGCCCCACCUUCAUCCCAGACAAAGGAAGCAAAACCUUCAAGACACAGUUUUGACUGGGCUUUGCUUGGCCGAGAGACGGAGCAGAGGCAGCAGCAUCGACACAGCAUGUCGACUCAGCCUGUUGUUUCUGAGGUCCACCUAGAUGCCCAGGCAGAUGGAACAUACUUCAUGGAUACAUCAUGGGAGUCCUACCAUCGGGAGACUUCUGGGCCUACUGAAGACUAUUCAGUGGAAUCUCCCGUGAACGAAUCCCUUCUUCGAAUCCGAGCUGAAAGAUUAUCCUUCCUGGCUGAUUUGCAAGGGUGGCUGGCCUGGUUCAGAAAUAUAGGCCACCGUCUAGAUCAAGAUGGUGACUCUUCUGCUUGUCAGACUGCUGAAACGCGGCUUCGCGAGGUUCUACAGCGGCAGGGCAAUUGCGUUUCCUCAGGCAUUAUGUCUGCUAACGUUUCUUAGAAAUAAAUUCCAGCCUCUUAUGUUUUCCUCAGGUGCUUAAACUUCCUUUUUAUAAUCCAGACGUUUCCCUGCUGUAUUUCUGGCCUGGCGCACUGAAGUUAUUCUGUCUCAUUAUAUACUCUCCACUGAGCCUUUAUCCGCUAUUCACAUUUUACGUUUUGAAGGGCAACUCAAUGAUAUCUAACGAUUUACGUAUACGACUUAUCUGGGAGGUUCUCUUGCAAGAAGUUUAUUUGAGCAUUGCUAUUUUUCUCAUUAUUUAGUGCCACUCUCCAAAAUUGAUAGUUAGCAGGCACAUACAAUACAUUGAGCGCAAGCUAUCCACAUUACAAUACACAUAACAACUUGGGAGUCAACCGUUUGUACAAUACAAAUGGAUUUCAUUCCCAUGAAACCUAUUUUUCGCCCUUUCUAUCUAGCCUGUCCAAGAUCUGAAAAUGCAUGUGGUAUAGAAAAUAAUCAUGUAUACUCGCUAGAAAAUGUACACCAAAUAUGACCAAAAAAAUAAAUAAAGAAUCAUCCAAUAAAUCACCACAAAUCACCCCCGCCCCUCCGCCUCUUCA